Messenger RNA from Colius striatus (speckled mousebird), 2224 nucleotides. It is a transcript of the gene C1H3orf38, whose product is annotated as chromosome 1 C3orf38 homolog. Lineage: Eukaryota; Metazoa; Chordata; Aves; Coliiformes; Coliidae. The coding region runs from base 65 to 1015 and encodes 316 amino acids. The record is from RefSeq and is a predicted model, not a curated record. The transcript is spliced from 3 exons.
CCGUUGCCAGGGCUGCGAGUGGAGAAGCGGCGGCACCUCCAGUUCCGCCGGGCCAGGUCCUGCGAUGGCGUCGGCGGGGCUGAGCGCGCGGGAACAAGCCGGGUGCCGUGAGCUCCUCGAGCUUCUUGAGACGCAGGAGCUGAUGGCGCUGACGGAUACCGUCACUAACCGUCUGGUGCACCCAGAGAGCCGCCAAGAAGCCAUUCAUGCCAUUUUGGUUUACAGCCAAAAUGUAGAAGAACUUUUGAGACGCAGAAAAGUCUACCGAGAAAUAAUUUUUAGGUAUUUAGCAGCACAAGGAAUUUCAGUGCCUCCUUCCUCUGAGAAACAUCUACUCAUUGAUCGUGUAAAGCAGUACUGGAGUGGGCAGUUUGCACCAGGUGUAUCAAACUCAGGAGAGAGAAAACCUUAUGCAGAGAGUCAUGGAGAGACACAAAAGUCUGCACAAGAAGACCUUCAUGACCUAGCAGAAGAAUUCUGUCAAUGGUUCUUUGAACUCCUGAAUUCUCAGCAUCCCUUAGGAGUAAAAUCUGAAGAAGGGUGGGGACCACAGCAUUUCUGGGAGAAUGCCAAAAUGAAGUUAUGUUACAACACAUUAGAAAAAAACAUGGAAGAAUAUGUUGGUGCAGAAAUGGUGAGCCUUCGACUGCUCUCCUUAGUUAAAGAAGAAUACCUUCAGUUCAACCCUAAUUUGCAUGCUAAUGGACUGAAAUGUGCCAUGUCUCCACAUGGGUUGGUACUGGUAGCAGUGGCUGGCACAGUACUUAGAGACAACGCUUGCUUGGGAAUCUUUGAACUAAUUUUUGGACUCAUUAGCUGUCCUAUUAGGAAGAAUACCUGGAAAAUAAAAGUUGUGAAUCUUCAAGUAGUUGGUCAGAAUGCACUGGAGCCUGGGAUGCAAAUUGAAAAACCCUCCAUAAAAUACGGUUCAAAGCAACUGCAAGAGUUUUACGAUGGGAAAGAAUUGACUGUUUCAGGCUCAGAAGUUCUCAGCAAUUUUUUCGUGGCUGAGUGAGGGGGCAACAUACAGCACUUGUAAUGCCUAGCCGAAUAUUGAAAUGGUUGCAGCCAUGUGAUGUUGUCUCUUUUUGGGGAUGUAUAUGGUGGAUGACAAACUGAGAUACAGAGUCUAAAGUAUUAACACAGGUGAUGCUUUUGGGAAGCUUUCCAAGAGCUAAGAAAUAUUUCAGAGUAUUACUUUAGAUUUUGUACUGUAGUUAGGAAUUGAGUUAGUUUGCUUACUGGUUGCAAAACAUGGUUACAUUUAAAUAUGGGUUGGCAGCAGUAUGUGAUGAACUAGAUGACUUGUGGUUCACAAACUGCAGGUUGCUUCUCUUCGGGUCACCAAAGCUGUAACAGGAAGUCACUGCAUCUGGGUUAUUGAAACUGGGAUUGGCAAGUGUCUAAAUGGACAUCUGAGUCACAAGAAAACUGUCUGCCACUUUAGGAGUUUUUGGAGAGAACAGACAAUAUGAAUAGGAAUGCUGCCAUUUAUGUUCUAAAGGUGGUUCUAUCUCUGAAAAAUAGAGGCAGUUUAAUGGGGCAGUGCAGGGAAUUUAGCACCAGUGAAGUCUUUUCCUUUGGAUUAAUAGCUUCCUUUCUUUUUACAUUAUGAUACCAGCUUGGUAAUGAAUACAAACUCUGUUUUUCCAUCUAUAUCUUCAGGCAGACAGAUUUGAGAUGGAUGUAGCACUGUCUUGGAUCAAAUAGAUGAUUUAAUGACUUAAUAACAGCACUGUAUGAACCAAAUGUUUUGAUAAAUAUUUUGUAUAUACUUAAUAGACUUUUAAACAUAAUAGUUGUAAAUUUUUGUAUGUUUUCUCAAAUUAAGAAUUUUAUUUACUCUGAGCUGCUUUAUUACAUUGACUAGAAGUUGAUUUGAUAACACUGGGUGUUACAACAGGUGAUAUUAAAUAAUCCAAAUGCUAGUUAAUAACUGAAAUUAUUGCCAUCGUAGAACAAGUUUUGAAAACUGAAACGUUUUUUGUAACAUGAGAACAAUUCUUUUGGGUUUGAUAUGUUUAUCAAAGAUGAAAAAUGGUAAAAUUAUAGGUUGGUGAGAAGAAACAAGAAGAUUUAAGUAUACACAGAACUGAUUUUUAUGAAGAGUCUGAAUCUCUAGCUCUCUUUAAAAAUUUCUGAAAUACUUUCUUUUCAUAGCAAAAGUUCGAGUACUCUGUUGGAAUGGUCUUUCCUAAUAAACAGAUGAGUUGUGUCUUCUUCA